UAAGACUUUCUAACUCCCAACAAACUCCCUUCCCUCUUCCUAUAUAUAACCAUACCCCAUCUUCUUCUCCAAAUCACGCCCAAUUGUGUAGGUCUAGAUCUGUUUCACCAUUAUUAUAUAAACUUCCAUUGGAAGGUGCAGAUCAAGGGAUGAAGUCGUUGUCAUCAAAGCUAUCAUCCAUGCACAGGAACUCGCAUAACUGCGGCAAGUCGUCGUCGUCGCAGCCCAAGAUACGAAUUAUUCACAUUAUUGCACCGGAGAUCAUCAAGACAGACGUGGAGAACUUUCGUGAUCUCGUGCAAAGGCUCACCGGCAAGCACGCCGCCGGCGAUGGCUGCAGCUCUAAGACGACCAACGUGGAAUCGCCGCCGGAGCGGAUGAAGAUGAUGAUGAGGAGUCACCUUGAUAGGAUGAAGGGCGAGAAGGAAGAUGAUGAACAUCAAGUAUAUGGAGGUGGUUUUGGAAUUAUGGAUGGGUUUGUUGAAGAUUUUUGUGAAUUGCCUGCUGCAGUGUUUCCUUUCAAACCGUCCAAACUCAAUGCAGUUUUUGGUGAGAUGCCACUUUUCUAGCUAACUACGCUAGCUAGGGUUUGGCUCAUCUGCUAGUAUAUCCUCACCGAUCACUAUAAGACUAAUUCAAAUUCGACUCCGAUCCUCUGCUUAAUUUGAGUUUAACGGUAAAAAGACAGAUUUCUUGAUCCUGAAGUAUUUAGGUUUGAUCUUGCUCAAAACCAUCGGGAUGAAUGGAGUUUGGAUCGAAUUAAUCUUAUUCUGUGAGAUGAAACAAGAAUUGAGUUUUAUGGUACAAAGGAUCUCUUUGACAUUUAAGUUAUGAGUUAUGACUUCAAAUCUUAUUGAAUAUAUAUUUAUUCAUGUGGCAUUAUUUAUAGGUCACUGUAUUAAGCAGUAAUUGUUAGCGUUUAGAAAAUGGUAAUGUGUUAAUAUAUUCAUGGGAUAGGAAUUGUUAUAAUAUUGUUCCGGUAAGGAGUUGAAUAUUUUGUUAUAUAUAAUGAUUUACUUCUGAAUUUUACCAUAUUAUCCUUUGCCCA
Ipomoea nil (Japanese morning glory) is the source of this 1048-nucleotide messenger RNA. RefSeq names its product VQ motif-containing protein 18-like. Lineage: Eukaryota; Viridiplantae; Streptophyta; Magnoliopsida; Solanales; Convolvulaceae. The transcript has a single exon. Gene Ontology annotation, cellular component: nucleus. Bases 150 to 569 code for a protein of 139 amino acids. The record is from RefSeq and is a predicted model, not a curated record.